Musa acuminata AAA Group (dessert banana) is the source of this 4370-nucleotide messenger RNA. RefSeq names its product F-box protein At1g67340-like. The transcript is spliced from 5 exons. Gene Ontology annotation, molecular function: protein binding. Bases 3008 to 4204 code for a protein of 398 amino acids. Lineage: Eukaryota; Viridiplantae; Streptophyta; Magnoliopsida; Zingiberales; Musaceae. The record is from RefSeq and is a predicted model, not a curated record.
GCCCUCUCCUCUCGUGUCUCUCGAAUCUUCCCUUUCCCGCUCGUCUCCUCCUUGCCUCCAUGGAAACCCUAAUCCGUUGUCCAGUCCAUGAUAUAUCCGGCGUCCACUACAUCUGAAACCCCGUUCUAGUCUUCCUCGGGCACGCACACCUUGGCAUGACGGCUAAAGAACCCGAUCUUCGACAUGGUAUAACCGUCCUUUUUUAUUUCGUUUUUUUUCCACUAAAUGCAUUUAGAUUACGGCUUCGACUUCACAGGUUUCCUUCCCAACUUCAACGCUAGAAAAAAGAACACCUUUUUAAUUUUUGGUGCUGAAGCGUUCUCGUAGAUAGUGUGUAUGAACUGUUUGAUGUAAUGUCUCAACUGAAAAUAUUGCAAUCAACAAGAACUAGUUGCUAUUUGAUAAGAGGUACAAAUAUUUUGUGGAUGCCUAGGAGGAAGUUUUAGUGGACAUCAUUAUGCUUUAGCUCUUUAUGAAGGCAAUUGAAAUGCAGGUGGUUGUUUACAUAUCUGAAUGGAUCUUACAUCGUAUGUUCAAAGAGUAUGCAGAGGAAAGAUUUUUUUUUCUGCCCUAGUGAUUUGUCAUGCUGUGUUCAAAGAUAACUCAGCCCACUGAAUGUUUUUCUAUAACCAGCCUCAUUGUGUUUUUUCUUUAGAAACACACAGGUGGAGAAACUUCUAAAGAGUAUGCAUGAUUAAGAUCAGUUGAAGUGAAUCAAUAUAAUUGGACUAUAUAUGUGUGUAUGUUUAUACAGGACCCCUUGUGAGGCAUUAGACGUAUUAGAAUGUCAUGUAAUCCUCAGGAAACUGGUUUGUCCUAACUUUGUGACAUCAUAAAUGUAAAAUAUUGAUAAAAAAUAAAGAAACACUUUUGAUCAAUGCAUGCUAGAAAACAAAUCACGUAAAAGAUAUAUGUAAUUACAUCCCACUGUGAACGUGGGUGUGAUUGGAGACUGUAGGAGAAAUUGGGUCUAUGCUUUUGUUGAAUUGGUUUCUCUCAAGUUUGCUAAGCCUUCGGCCCAAAGUAAACUUGGCCCAAGUUGACUUCACUUCUGAAACCAAAACAAAUGCAAAGAGGGGUUUGGGUUUAGCUCACAAAUUUCCAAGGAGCAAGUACAGUUUUUGCCCUUAAGGGCACUAAACCUUACGGGCUGUAUCUUGAAUACGUUGAGCCACAAUUUUGUGGACUCAGUCUACCUGAGAAAGCUUUCUGACGUAGCUCGAGAAGUCCUCUAUAAAUUACAAGUUUCUUUCCUGCAAGUGUUACUAAGUUGCAUAUGAUUAUAACAGCUUCUGCAAUGAUUUUUUUUUUUUUGUCAUGGACUGUAAAUGCUUUAACCAAUGUGUCUCUGUGUGUAGUCAUGCAUGUGAUCUAACAGAUCAUUCCUCUUUGAUGUAUACUUUUAUGUUAUCACUGGAUGUCUCAACUUGGGAUGGGGAGGUGCAUUAGUUGCAGUGUCUUUGUCAAACUUUUUGAUAAUAGAGAACUGAAAACAGUCUGAAGAUAUAUACAGAUGACCGAGCUGAUCUCAUUUCAUGUAAGUUUCAAAGAGAUGAUGAAGAUACAAAUAAAUAAUGAAGAAAUAACAAGAGAGAAAAACAUUGAUACACACAUUCAGAGAUAGAGAAAGAGAGGAUCCAAAUGCUUGGAACCAUUAUAACAUUUGUUUUUUCCUUUGUUCUUUUCUCCCCAUUAACCUCAUGAUUAAAGAUGUCAUUAAUAUGAUUUGUUAAAGGGUAAAUUUUGGGGAUUAGCUUUCACCAAGAACCAAGAGUUGCAAUAUUAUUGCCAACUUAAUCAUUUUUUUUAUACAUACUUUGCUAUAAUUCCCAGUACAGCUAUGAAUAUGGCAAGGAAAUAAGUUCCACAAGGUGCGUGCUAUUGCAUCAUUUAAGAUCAUCAAUCAUCCCCUUCUGAAUUGAGGGGCAAGCCAGCAUAGAAAGCUACUCUUUUGAUAAAUUAUUGAGCAUGUGUUAUAUAUAUUUAGCAUUAUUUAUGGAUUUGAUUGUAAAGACUAUACGAGGGGGGAAGGAAACAUAGGAUGCUUAUCUUAGUUGAUGAAUUAUUGAGCAUGUGAUAUAUAUUUACACUAACCAUACAAGCAGCAACAACACUAAAACAAUGAGGGUAUAAGAUCCAAAGGUCAUUGAGCUGGCAAAGAAGUGCAUCUUGAGGCCACAACAAAGCCAAUAAAUGGUACAUGAUAAAGGUGGCACAAUGGUACAUCAAUUAUGAAACAUUUCAGAGAGUGAAGAACGUGGGAACCAAGACUCCAGUCCUGUGCAGGAUCUUGGUCUUGCUGUGAUUCCUCUGGGUAAUUCCAUCAGUUGGAUAAAAUGCUGGUUGUGAGGCUAUAAAUUGGAGGAAUGACCAGAUGAGCAGAUGAGGUGCAUAGGGUGGAAAGUGGUCGUAGUGGGAUGAGGUUUUGUCCCAUGCAUACAUGGCCUAGGAUGAUGAGAAAAAUUUGAAUAACAUAUAAAGGCUGUUCAAAGUAAGUUUGGUGAGUAACUUACAAGUUGACAUGGUUAUCAGCUUUUAGUUUUGCCUCGAUUAACAUAUGUUGAAAAGGCUUCAGAUGGGCAUUGACCACAGAAGAACAUAUCAAUAGUGCUUGAUCAAUGGAUUGGAUCGUGACUCCUCCACUAACAUGAUCUGACAAAUGUUUAGAGAUCAUGAGUCAAAUCUGAGAUUGGAUAAGUGAUAAAACAUGGUAAUGCUCAAGUGAUACACUUUUUCACUUCAUCGUGCAUCAUCAACAUAAUCUUUUUGUCAUUUUUGCAGGUUAAUUUCUUGUUGCAGCACUAUUGUUUAUGCCUAAUGCCCCUUUGUGCUUGAAUCCAUGAAUACAUUGGACCUGGCUAUUUAGGUGGAAACUUCCCGACUUGGCACAUUGGUUCCUUAUUUUAGGGUGACAUGACCCCAUGCCGGUGCCUUCCAAAUGCCUUAGCCUUGAGACCUUGUCUGUGCUAACCUUUUUAAUGGAGCAUUCAACCAAGAACAGGCAGAGAUGCGUAGGAGAACCAGAAGUGCUUCCCAAUGCCUGAGGGCCCGGCCGCGGAUCGACGGCGGAGGAGCGCCGAGGGAGGAGAGGAAGAGGAAGAGGAGAGGAGGCCGGGCAACGGAACGGGGAGCGGAGUCCUGCGGCCGGAAACGGCCGCGAGGUGCCCCCGCGGGGGCGCCGGCGGAGGUCGAGGAUAGGGCGGAUUACUUCGAUGGGCUUCCUGAUGAUCUCGUCGUCUCCGUGCUUUCCAAGCUCAGCUCCUCCGCUCGUCGCCCGUUGGAUCUUAUCAGCGCCAUGUUGACAUGUAAGCGAUUUCAUGGUUUGGGGCACCAUCCGCUGGUAUUGUCCAAGGUCAGCGCAGGAUGCCUCGGCGUUCGUGCGAACACGUGGUCCGAUUCGUCGCAUCGAUUCCUUAAGCGCUGCGCCGAUUGCGGGAACCUGGAAGCGAGCUAUAUGUUGGGAAUGAUUCGAUUCUACGCUCUGGAGAACAGAGGGAGCGGCGCGUCGUUGAUGGCCAGGGCGGCGAUCGGAUCGAACCCGGCAGCACUGUAUUCGUUGUCGGUAAUCCAAUUCAACGGAAGCGGAGGCUCCAAGAAUGACAAGGAUCUCCGAGCCGGCGUUGCGUUGUGCGCCCGUGCAGCGUUCCUCGGCCACGUCGACGCCCUACGAGAGCUCGGCCACUGCCUCCAGGACGGCUAUGGCGUCCGUCGGAACGUCGCCGAGGGCCGGCGCUUCUUGGUCCAGGCCAACGCCCGGGAGCUCGCGGCUGCCAUGACGUCCUGGCCCGCGUGGCAGAAGCAGCCUCGCCAGGCCGCAGCAGCGGCGGGUGCGACGUCACCAGGGUGCUGCCCCCUCCUCAGCGACUACGGUUGGAACGUGCCGGCGCCGGCCCCGCAUCCGGCCAACCGGUUCCUGGUGGAGUGGUUCAGGGAGCGGGGAUGGCCGGCCGCGGCUGCUGCGGAGGGUCUGAGGCUCUGCUCCUACAGCGGCUGCGGCCGUCCGGAGACGCGCCGGCACGAGUUCCGCCGAUGCUCGGUGUGCGGCGUAGUCAAUUACUGCUCCAGGGCGUGCCAGGCUCUGGAUUGGAAGCUUUCCCACAAGUCGGAGUGCGUCCCGACGGAUCUCCAAGCUCUCGACGGCGAUGGCGCCCCCGCCGGAGACGACGUCGCUCCCGCCGUCGACGGCGCCGCAGGCACCGACUGAUGUCAACGGCAGAGUUUCUACCAACUUUGAACUAUUACUGCUCUCUCUUUCCUUUUUUUUUUUUUUCCUUUUUGUCCCCUUUAUUUUUGUCUUGCUGAGCAUAUUGUAAUCUAAAAUAUUUUUGCUGUUCUAAUUCGAAAUUAAACCGAAAAUUCAUUUUAUCUUA